GCAGUUCUGGACUGGAGAUAACUGGGGGGGAUCGCGACGGACCCAGGGGGGGGCGGCCGUCUGCUUUUCGGAGGCACCGCUGCACGCUUGGCUUUUCCCAAAGCUGGGACCGCAUGAGCUGCCCCGAUACAUGGCUCUGCCCAACCAUGAGACCCACGAUCCGCCAUCCAGGAGAGUAUAUUCAAGGAUGGAGGCCUCCUGCCUGGAGUUAGCGUUAGAAGGGGAGCGCUUGUGCAAGGCGGGCGACUUCAAGGCUGGAGCCGCUUUCUUCGAAGCCGCCGUCCAGGUGGGGACUGAAGAUCUGAAGACUCUCAGUGCCAUCUACAGCCAGCUCGGCAACGCUUACUUCUACCUGAAGGAGUACUCCAAGGCCCUGGAAUACCAUAAGCAUGACUUGACCUUGGCCAGGUCCAUCGGAGACCGCAUCGGAGAAGCUAAAGCCAGUGGAAAUCUGGGGAACACCUUAAAAAUCCUAGGGCAAUAUGAUGAGGCGAUCGCUUGCUGCCACCGACAUCUUAAUAUAUCCCAGGAGCAGGGAGACAAGGUGGGUGAAGCUCGCGCCCUGUAUAACGCAGGCAAUGUCUUCCAUGCCCGAGGGAAGCAGCUGUCCUGGAGCAUGCCUCAGAUUCCCGGCGACCUCUCGGAGGAAGUCAAGGAGACCCUACAGAAAGCGACGGAGUAUUACGAGAGGAACUUGGCUUUAGUGAAAGAGCUGGGCGACAGGGCCGCGCAGGGCCGAGCCUAUGGGAACCUCGGGAACACACACUACCUCCUAGGCAAUUUCAACGAGGCCAUCGCCUUUCACAAGGAGAGACUCGCCAUCGCGAAAGAGUUCGGCGACAAAGCAGCGGAGCGGAGGGCAUACAGCAACCUGGGGAAUGCCCACAUAUUCCUGGGGAGAUUCGACGUCUCGGCGGACUAUUACAAGAAGACCCUACAGCUAUCGAGGCAGCUGAAGGACCAGGCGGUGGAAGCCCAAGCCUGCUAUAGCCUCGGAAACACGUACACUCUCCUGCAGGACUACGAAAGGGCCAUCGACUAUCACUUGAAACAUCUUUCCAUAGCGCAAGAGCUUGGAGACCGAGUGGGUGAAGGUCGGGCCUCCUGGAGUCUCGGAAAUGCCUACGUUUCUUUAGGAAACCACAAGGAGGCGCUGCGCUACGCCAGCAGACACAAGGAGAUAUCCCGGGAGAUCGGAGACCUGAACGGCGAACUAACCGCCCGCAUGAACAUAGCCCAGCUGAAGUCCGCGCUAGGCAUGGGCGCCAGCGAAUGCGACGGGGACAUGUCUCCGCCGUACGACGGCUAUGAAGCUCAAGGUGCCAGACCCAAGAGGGCGCCGCGCUUCAGUAUGGACAGCUUGGAGUUAAUAAAGUUUCCAGCAGAGAAGGACCAGAACAGCGACGGCCACGCGAUUGGCGUCAGAAAGGACUUCACGAGUAAACCUUCGAGGAGUAAAAAGUACAGGGACGGGCAGCUCCCCACAGAGAGAAGAGCUCAGGACGCCGGCCCCGCGGACCCCGGUGACGUCAGAGUCCAGAUGCCCCACCUGAAAAUCAAUCGGGCACCUUCAGACGAGGAAUGUUUCUUUGACCUCCUGAGCAAAUUUCAGAGUAACCGGAUGGAUGAUCAGAGAUGCACGUUAGAGGACAGCCAGAGCUCCAUCCCUGAGGACCCCGCGACCCCAAUGCCAGCUCUGGAGGACAGAAUAUCUGCCUCCUCGCUGAUGGCCUCACCCCAGACAGAAGAAUUCUUCGAUUUGAUAGCCAGUUCACAGAGCAGAAGGCUGGAUGACCAACGAGCAAGCGUGGGGAACUUACCGGGCCUCCGACUAACUCAUAAUAACAUGGGCCACCUGCUAGUGGAAGGAGACCAGCAGGAGCCGGGAGAUGAGUUUUUCAACAUGUUAAUGAAGUGCCAGUCUUCAAGGAUAGACGACCAAAGAUGCGCGCCUCCGGACGCCGUGCCCAGGGGUCCCACCAUGCCGGAUGAAGACUUCUUCAGUCUGAUCCAGAGAGUCCAGGCUAAGCGAAUGGACGAACAGAGAGUGGACCUGCCGUCUAGUCAGGACCACCAUCAGCAAGAUGGACACCGUCGACCAAGCAACAGCUAAAUGCUUCAACGCUCUUCCAACGGGACAAGCGUCUGCCUUUUUACGAAGGAAACCACCUCUCUCAAGCCGCCGCGGCGCGCGCGCAGGCUGAGAGCGUCUUUAUUUUAUUAGAAAUUAGCUGAUGCGUAGAGGGUUAAGCGGACGAAGCGGUGGUGAAGAUCCAUGAGCUGUCCCGACGUCUCUGCUCAACCAGUAACAAUGUAACGAACUCUCGUCCGCUUUUCUAGACCUCCUUUUGUAGACUGUCACCUGAUGACAAUUGAAGCAGGAAAACGCGGUCCACGUGGUCGCUGGUUCCGUGUCUCGGAAAGACGGAGAGGAGCGGCUACACCGCGGCGCUCCUUCCACGGAGGUGACCCAAGCUCUUGGAGGACCUCGCAGACCAGGACUGUUGAGAUCAGGCUGCAGUUUUUGUAGGCGGAUUACACCAUACGGCCAGCAGUUUUUAUUCCAUCACAAAGGGCCUUAAUCAUUAAAAAGGCAAUAAUGUUGUUGUUGUUAGUAA
Messenger RNA from Spea bombifrons (plains spadefoot toad), 2618 nucleotides. It is a transcript of the gene GPSM1, whose product is annotated as G protein signaling modulator 1. The transcript has 14 exons. Gene Ontology annotation, molecular function: GTPase regulator activity; protein binding. The coding region runs from base 131 to 2113 and encodes 660 amino acids. The record is from RefSeq and is a predicted model, not a curated record. NCBI's taxonomy places the organism in Eukaryota, Metazoa, Chordata, Amphibia, Anura, Pelobatidae.